Messenger RNA from Amphimedon queenslandica, 4908 nucleotides. Its product is annotated as dystroglycan-like. Gene Ontology annotation, biological process: axon guidance; morphogenesis of an epithelium; muscle attachment. Gene Ontology annotation, molecular function: laminin binding; calcium ion binding. The coding region runs from base 151 to 4839 and encodes 1562 amino acids. NCBI's taxonomy places the organism in Eukaryota, Metazoa, Porifera, Demospongiae, Haplosclerida, Niphatidae. The record is from RefSeq and is a predicted model, not a curated record. The transcript is spliced from 3 exons. Gene Ontology annotation, cellular component: dystrophin-associated glycoprotein complex; sarcolemma; dystroglycan complex.
GUUUUUCAUACAUUAUUCAUAAUUUGACGCACAGCUAUGUGUGGGCCAAUGAAUAACAGUGUUACUUAGCAACACACCUUGUUGUCUCUGCAAAAAGGGGCGUAGCUGAUUACGCGUAGCUCAGUUGUUUGCUUGCAGGAACGAAGAGUAAUGAGUUCCAGCAGUCUUUCCAGUGCAUCUACUGAAUAUUGCAGCACUAGCAAUGAUUGGAACAGGCAGUAUGCUGCAGAAACAGCUGGAGAAAUUCAAACCAGUCCUGUAACUUUAGGAGCAUCAGAUACACAAUCUGUAAUGAAAAGCAACUCUACACCUCGUCCAUCAAAUAGACAUUCGAAGCAAUGCAGUACCACACACUCGUAUUCGUACCACAGACCACUUCACUUUUAUUAUUUAUCUGCAUGUUUGCUACUUACAGUGCUAUUACUUGCUACACCGCUUCAAGCAACCGACUCUGACAAAAUAGAUGCAAUUUUACUGUCAAUACCGACUCAGCGUAAAAUACCAGACACUACAGCAACCAUAGGGAAAAUUUUCAUAUUUGAAAUACCCAGAGGAGCUUACAAUGGAAAUAUCAGUGAUAUUAAAGUAUCCAGGCAAAAUCAGCAGAGUUUACCACCUUGGCUAUCAUUUGACUCCUUGACAAGAACAUUCUAUGGGAUACCACUACAGGAGGAUAUCGAUACAGUUUAUAUAUCAGUCAAUGUAUACCUGGAUGAAGAUGACUGGGUCACCAGUCAAGAGAUCUUUAGCAUUGAAGUACUACCAACAACUACUCUUUCAUCCUCUUCCCUUCAAGCAAUGGAUGAAUCCAAUAUCGCUAAUAUUGAGGCUUUUAGGAAUGAAGUCCCUUGGACGAGUUUCUGCAGUGAGGGCUUCUCUUUGUAUCCUCUUCAAUGUCCCAGUGGUUCUUCUACUGUUCAAGCUAGCGUCCAUAUUAAUUGCGAUAUCAUCAGUACGAGUCCUACAGAAAGGAUAUCAAUUAUAUUAUCAGUCAGUCAGUUAUUGGCAGUGUGCCCGCUUCAACUCACACUCUAUGCAGAAAAUGAUAAUGCAAUGGCAUUCAUCAUAGCAGAGGACAGAGUAGGCAAUCCAAUGGCUAAUACGAUAACACUAUCACUCCUCAUUCAUUGUGAUGGCUCUAACUUAUAUCCAAUUAUCAUACAAGAUGCAGUGCAAUUGCUGGAAGGGAUUCUCAAUGCAACUAUACUCAAUAACACUCUAGCAUUGCAAGCAUGGUCCAUUACAAGUUCUAAUGCAAAUUAUCAUGACGCUGUAUCGCCAAGACGAGUGAGAAGACAAGUGCCACCAGAUGAUCCCACUACAAGUAGUGAUGAAUUUAUGACAGAGUCUAUCCCAUUCUUGACUUCUUCUAUAGUCCCUUUUCCCAGUCGAGUAACAAGCCUACCAAUCUUAAUUGUCACUUCAGAAAUUGCAACGAGUGAUGAUUCCCCAUCACUGAGUAUAAUAGAGUCAUCAUCUCCUGACCUCUUCAUAUCACCAACAACAACUGUCCUCCAUUCAUCAAGUUCAUUGAUAAGCGAUGAUUUCCCAUCGCUGAGUAUAAUAGAGUCAUCAUCUCCUGACCUCUUCAUAUCACCAACAACAACUGUCCUCCAUUCAUCAAGUUCAUUGAUAAGCGAUGAUUUCCCAUCGCUGAGUAUAAUAGAGUCAUCAUCUCCUGACCUCUUCAUAUCACCAACAACAACUGUCCUCCAUUCAUCAAGUUCAUUGAUAAGCGAUGAUUUCCCAUCGCUGAGUAUAAUAGAGUCAUCAUCUCCUGACCUCUUCAUAUCACCAACAACAACUGUCCUCCAUUCAUCAAGUUCAUUGAUAAGCGAUGAGUUCUCUUCGCUCAUGAUGAAUAUGUCUUCAUAUUCUGAUUUCAUUUCAAGCUCGAGUAUUAUAGACCCCAUAAUGACAACUAGCAGUGACUUUCCUUUUCCAUCUUCAACUUCAUUAGGAGAAAUUUCAAUGACCGAUCCAUUACCAAGCAGUGCUGAGCCAACCCUUUCUAUUCCUACAGAAAUUUUAUCAAGUAGCAGUGACUUUAUAAUGUCAAGCUUUACAGAAAUUACUGCUAGUACAUUCAUAUUUGAUAGCCCAACUUCAAGCCUCCUAGAGCCAACUAGUGUAGUAUCCUCCAGCAUUAUUACAAGCAGUAGUGAUUUUUAUCUUUCCUCCUCACAAUUACUUUCCAGUAGCAUGGAUUCAUUUAGCACUAGCAUAUUUGAAUCUCCUACUCCAAGCAUAUUAUUACCUGAGACCAGUAGUAGUAUGAUAUUUGAAUAUCCUACUCCAAGCAUAUUAUUACCUGAGACCAGUAGUAGUAUGAUAUUUGAAUAUCCUACUCCAAGCAUAUUAUUACCUGAGACCAGUAGUAGUAUGCCAUUCGAAUCUCCUACUCCAAGCAUAUUGCUACCUGAGACCAGUAGUAGUAUGAUAUUUGAAUAUUCUACUCCAAGCAUAUUAUUACCUGAGACCAGUAGUAGUAUGCCAUUCGAAUCUCCUACUCCAAGCAUAUUGCUACCUGAGACCAGUAGUAGUAUGAUAUUUGAAUCUCCUACUUUAAGCUCAUUACUACCUGAGACCAGUAGUGUGUCAUUUAUUCUAGAAUCAGUUAGUGAGCUAUUUGAGUCUCCUUCUCCAACUUUAUUCCCUGAUAGCAGUAGUAGUGAAAUUAUAUUUGAAACACCUAUUAGUAGUAGUAGUGGUACAUUUGAAUCACCUACUCCGAGCUUUAUAGAACCAUCUAGCAGCAGUGACAUCAUGUUUGAUGACCCAACUAGCAUUCUACAAACGUCAUCUUUUAUUUCACCUAUAGCAUCACCCAGUGAAGAUUUCACACCCAUUCCAAGUCCAACCGAUGAGUUUUCAUCAACGCCAAGCUUUUUGCUCAGUAGUAGUGAUGAAAUUACUAGCAGUAGUGAAUUUGAGUCUAGCUUGAUUUUACUAUUUAGCAGUAGCAGUGAGAUUAUUAGUGAACUGCUACCAACUUCAAGUAUAGAAGAAGAACCUUUUACUACUGUUCCAAGCAUAGGAGAAUCUUUUACUGCUGUAACAAGCAUAUACAUUAGUAGCACUAGCACUACCAAUAAAUUUCCCUCCAGCAGUUUUGGAGAUCUGAGUAGCAGUGUAGUGACAGAAUCUUUCUCAAUGGAUAUUAGCAGUAUAGUUCCUUCACCACCAUCUACACAGACUCCUACACCUAGCAGUACACAUGGGCCACCUUUCGCAAGUAUUACUUCAGAAUUAUUUAGUAGUACUAGCGAAAUACCAUUUGAAUCAUCUUCUGAGUUUAUAACUGAAAGUUUUUUUACGCCAUUUGUAAGUGAGAGUACCAGUUUUCAAUCACCUUCAAUUGACAUGACAAGAAGUCUUCCUCCUUCUGAGUCUACCAGUACAAUAGUGUCAUCACCUGUCACUAGUAGUAAAAUUACAUCUGGCUCUGAAUUUUCCACUUUUCUGCCACCAAGCACUGAAGAAUCAAUGUCACUUUCUGCGUCAAUUAGUCCUUCAUCAACACUUCUUUCAGUCAUAGUGUCAUCAUUCAUUGAAGAAAGCUCAACAAGUAUCACAUUAGACGUAACCUCCACCAUCACAGAGCCUUCAUUCGAUUCUUCAUUCCUAUUUUCAACAAGUCUUACUAAAGUAACUUCGUUAGUAGAAAUUUCUCCAAGUAGUACAAAAAUAUUUUCACCAACAAUUACUUCGUCAUCAGAGGCUCCUUCCCCAUCCCCCACCAACAAUAGGCCACUGUUACUCAAUCCAAUAGGUGCACUCCUCGUCCAAGAGGGUACAGUUUUUAGUCAUAGCAUACCAGAUGAUACGUUCUAUGAUAUAGAAGAUGGCUAUAAUUUGACUCUAAGGCUACAAAGUGAAGUCAAUUGGAUUGGGAUUAUGAAUCAAAAUGCAAUCAUUGGUCUUCCCUUAUCAACGGAAAUUAUUGGCCACUACAUCACAAGGUAUAACAUUGAGAUAAGGGCAUACGAUCGUAAUGGUCGGUUUGCAUCUGAGAUUAUAACUGUUAGCGUAAACCCAAGACACGGCCUAUUACUCGAAAAUUACAUUCAGGUGUCAGUAGAUGAGAAUUUUACAACUUUUAAUGAAAACGUUAGAGCUAAAGUGGAUCUCAUUACAAAACUUGGGAUGUCGGAUCCAAAUGAUAUUUACGUUUACAGUCUCACCAGUGGAAGUGUUGUAAUCUCUUAUACCAAUAUAUCAAUUAGAAGUGACGACUGCAAGGAAUUCAAUAAUUUUGUCAAUUCCAUAUAUCAUAGCAGAAACUAUACUGAUGCAUUUAAGACUCAAAUAAACCCGUACAUACCAAUAGGAUCCCUAAAAGUUUUUGGCACAUGCAAUAGAUCAGUAGGAACUUAUGAGACAAUACAACCAACAAUCGGAAUAAUAGAUGACCCAAUCUCAGAACAACUGAUCUUUCUAGCUGUUGUACUCCCAUUGGUAGUACUAGCUUGCAUACUACUGGUACUCUGUUUAGUUGUAUUCAUUACUUAUCGCUGGAGGCGAAUGGAAAGAAAUUACAUCCUGAACGAGGAGCAGAAGAUCCUAUUAAAUAGAAAACCGAUAGUAUUCCUGGACGAGUCAGAGAGUCUCUCUCGCUCAAGGAGACCUACGAUACUAGCAGAAAGAUUAAGAGGCAGUGGCUAUCAUUCUCUCAUGAACACUGAAUCAGAAGGACUGGAUGAUACAUUCACUACUAUACCCGAACAUGACACAGUUAGUUUAACGGACGAAGCUCUACAAUUUCCUUUUGUUGAAAUAUCAGGACCUUCACAUCCUAAUGCACUCCCACCAUACAGACAUCCUCCACAAUUACGUUAAUUAUUAUUAUUAUUAUUAUUCUAACUAUCUACUAUGCAUUUUGUUUUAUAAUAACAAAAAUUAUUUUAU